AUGCGUGUUUUCAAUACUGUUUCUGUUUUUAUCGCCUCGUACCUAGGAUCUGUUUUAGCAGCCUCCCCAGAUCUGAAUCUCUUUGCAUACGGCAAUACUGGCCCGCUGUUGGGUACUUCUUUCGGCACUCCAGGCGCAAACGCGACUUUUGACUACGUAGUGGUCGGAGGCGGAACCGCAGGACUCACAAUCGCAAGCCGUCUCGCAGAGAAUCAAACAGUGAGCGUUGCAGUCAUCGAGGCGGGCGGCUUCUAUGAAACCGAUAAUGGCAAUUACUCGAUCGUGCCCGGGUAUUCCAGUUACUUCACGGGUUCUGACCCCACAGACUAUCAGCCGCUUAUAGAUUGGGGAUUUAGUACGCAGCCCCAGUCUGGAUUAGGAGGCAGGGUCUUGCAUUAUGCUCGAGGCAAGACCUUAGGGGGUUCCUCGGCCAGGAACUACAUGCUCUACCAACGGCCUACGGUCGAUAGCAUGCAACGGUGGGCAAAUGAAGUGGAUGAUCAGAGUUACACUUUUGAGCGCUUGUUGCCUUAUUACAAAAAAUCGGUCCACUACACACCUCCCAACCAGACAUUAUACAACAACUCGACGAACAACCAGACUACAGAUGCGUUCAGUCCAACGGGUGGGCCACUAGAAGUCUCUUUCAGCAAUGUUGUGCAUGCAUUUGGUACGUGGUGCCAGAAGGCACUCAUCGCACUUGGCAUGAACCAGAUUGAUGGUUUCAACAGUGGUAAUCUGGUUGGCUCUGCCUUUGCAACAUUUACUAUCAAUCCGCGUAAUGCGCAUCGCUCUAGUUCCGAGUCGAGCUUUCUUCAGGCGGUUCUGAACAAAGGUUCUGGGCCUACAGUGUACAAGAACACCAUGGCGCAAAAGAUAUUGUUUGAAGGCCACGGUAAACGAGCCACAGGCGUUCAAGUGUCGACUGGAGGGACCUUUGGCACACCUUCAAUCAACUUCACGCUUCGUGCUGGCAAGGAAGUGAUCCUGUCAGCCGGUGCCUUCCAGACCCCUCAGUUGUUGAUGGUGUCAGGAAUCGGUCCAUGCAACCACUUGCGUAGUUUCGAUAUUCCUUGCCUCGAAGAUCUCCCAGGAGUCGGCCAAAACAUGCAGGACCAUCCAAUCUUCGGGAUUGCACAUCGUGUAAACGUUCUCACUGCCUCGGCCUCGGCCAACAACGCAACUUUAGCAGCACAGGGUGCUCAGGAAUACAUAGAACAAGCCACAGGUCCACUCUCCAUCUUUGGGCCAGGGUAUUAUGGCUGGGAAAAACUUCCAAUCGCACUGCGCUCGAAUCUUACCCGUGAAGCUCGCCAUGCACUGUCAAGCUUCUCUUCUGACUGGCCUGAGCUAGAGUGGUUGCCCAUCAGCGCAUUCAACGGCUACAAUCUCAACAAAGUGACAGCUGACCCGAAGGAUGGGCACCAAUAUGCAACAAUCAGCGGAGCCUUGAUUGCGCCCCUAUCACGCGGCACAGUUCGACUUGCUGGCUCAAGCAUGAACACCCCGCCCCUGAUAGACCCGCAAUGGCUUGCUGAUUCCACCGAUAUGAAUUUAGCUAUCCAAGCAUUCAAAAGACAGCGUCAAAUAUGGGCGGAGCUGGCGAAGUUGGGUGCGGCUGAGCACGAGGAAUAUUUCCCCGGCUUCAAUGUUUCCACUGAUGUUGAAAUCCGUGAGUUCAUUCAACGGAGCAUGACCACAGUCUUUCAUGCAUCAGCGACGUGCAAAAUGGGACGUAACAAUGACAGGAUGGCGGUGGUCGACAGCCACGCACGCGUCUUUGGAGUGCAGGGGUUGAGAGUUGUCGAUGCCAGCAGUUUUCCAUUUCUACCACCAGGUCAUCCCCAAUCCACUGUUUAUGCAUUUGCUGAGAAGAUUGCGGAUGAAAUAUUGAGCUGGAACGAAGAACAAAGUCAAUAUAGUAGUGACUUGAUCUCACCUGAUGACUGGCAAACUCCCAUGUAUACACGUCCUACGCAGUUUCAAUAUUAG
This is a messenger RNA of Penicillium soppii, 1992 nucleotides long. RefSeq names its product GMC family oxidoreductase. Gene Ontology annotation, biological process: secondary metabolite biosynthetic process. Gene Ontology annotation, molecular function: flavin adenine dinucleotide binding; oxidoreductase activity, acting on CH-OH group of donors. The transcript has a single exon. NCBI's taxonomy places the organism in Eukaryota, Fungi, Ascomycota, Eurotiomycetes, Eurotiales, Aspergillaceae. The coding region runs from base 1 to 1992 and encodes 663 amino acids. The record is from RefSeq and is a predicted model, not a curated record.